AUGACUUCAACAAAACAAAACCUAGAUUCUAAAGAAGCAUCUCUUUUUCGUCAAAUUCUUAAACUUUAUGAACUAAAACAGUAUAAAAAGGCCCUGAAAAAUGCUAAUCAGAUUCUAAAAAAGUAUCCAGAUCAUGGAGAAACAUUAGCUAUGAAAGGGUUAAUUUUAAGUUUAUUAAAUAAAAAAUCAGAAGGAUAUGAACUUGUUCGUAAAGGACUUAGAAACAAUCUUACAUCCCAUGUUUGCUGGCAUGUUUUUGGUCUUUUACAUCGUCUAGAUAAAAAUUACAAUGAAGCUAUAAAAUGCUAUCUUAAUGCUUUAAAACAUGAUAAAGAAAAUUUACAAAUAUUACGAGACUUAGCUUUGCUUCAAACUCAUAAACGUCUUUUUACACAACUAGUGAAUACAAGAAAUACAUUACUUCAAUUAAAUCCUAAGCUCCGACAAAAUUGGACAUCCUAUGCAUUAGCAAAUGAUUUAAAAGGUGAUAUUUUAGCAGCAGAAAAAAUAUUAACAACAUAUGAAGAUACUUCGAAAGACAUUUUCUUAAAAAAUUACGAAAAUUCAGAAAUCAUUUUAUAUAAAUGUAGUAUAAUUGUAAAAUCUGGAAAUUAUAACCAAGCAUUGGAUUAUAUUAAUUCUAUGGAAUCACUAAUAGUUGAUAAAGUAUCUAUUAUGGAAAUUAAAGCUAAAUGCUUUUUAAAAUUACAACGAGAAGAAGCAAUUACAGAAUAUAUUAAACUGUUAGACCGCAAUUCUGAAAAUUAUCAAUAUUAUAUUAAUUUAGCUAAAGCAAAAGGAUUAAGAAAUAAAAAUGAAAUUAUAGACAUUAAUGGAUUGAAACAAAUGCAUUAUGAUCUUCAAAAAAAGUAUCCUAAGUCAUAUAUGGCUAGGCGUGUGCCUCUCAAUUUUUUAACCAAUAACGAAUUUAAAAAUGCAGUAAAUAAAUAUUUAAAAAAACUUUUUAAAAAAGGUGUUCCUUCAGCAUUUAUAUCUAUUAAAGGCUUGUAUUUAGAUCAAAAAAAAAGAAAUAUAAUUCAAGAUUUAGUAGAACAAUACUUAAAUGAUUUAUAUUCAAAAAAAGAUAUUCCAUCUUUAGAUGAAGGUAAAAAUAAGGAUCCAACAGUGUUACUAUGGGUAUUAUAUUUUCUUGCUCAACAUUAUGAUUAUUUGCGUAAAACAGAAAAAGCGUUAAUGUAUAUUAACAAAGCUAUUGAACAUACACCCACACUUACAGAAUUAUAUAUGAGUAAAGCUCGUAUUUAUAAACAUGCAGGAAAUAAUCAACUAGCUAUGUCUUUUCUUAAUGAUGCGCGAAAAUUGGAUUUACAAGAUAGAUAUAUAAAUACAAAAUGUGCGAAAUAUAUGUUACGUAAUGAUUGUAACAAAGAAGCAGUAAAUAUUCUUAGUCUUUUUACAAAAACAGACAUAGUUGGGGGACCAAUAGAAGAUCUAAUUGAUAUGCAAUGUAUUUGGUUUAUUUUAGAAGAUGGAAAAUCAUUUUUACGUCAGAAAAAAUACAAUAUUGCAUUAAAGCGCUUUGAAACAAUUUUAAAAAUUUUUAAUAUUUGGAGUGACGAUCAAUUUGACUUUCAUUCUUAUUCUCCAAAAAAAGGCACUAUUAGAGCUUACAUCGAAUGUUUAAAGUGGGAAGAUCAGUUAUUUUCUCACCCAUAUUAUCAAGAAACUGCACAAUUAGCAAUUAAAAUAUAUAUUUUACUUCAUGAUCAACCAGAUUUGAAGAACAAUUUCGAUGAUAUUAAUUCAAUUGUUUUUAAAAAUGGAGAAUUAAAAUCAAUAAAAAAUAUUAAAUCUGAAAAUUGUAAUUUAAAUACUAAAAAAGAUAAAAAAAAGAAUGAAAACGAGGAAGAAUCAAAUAUUGAUGAUGAUCCAAAUGGAAACAAAUUACUUCAGACCGAAAAUCCUCUUCAAGAAGCUAUAAGGUUUCUUUCUCCAUUACAAUCGCUUAAUUUAAGUAAUAUACAUAUAUAUAUUAUGGAGUUUGAGAUUUAUUUUCGUCAAGGAAAAUAUUUACAAGCUUUAGAAUGUAUUUUAAAUGCACAAAAAAUAGAUUUGUAUCAUCCAGAGUUGCAUUUACAAAUUAUAUAUUUUAAGAAAAAUAUUAAAAAUAAUCCGAAAUACCAAGAGAUUAAAGAAAUAGUUGAAGAAAAAAAUGAAAUAUUUAAAUCUGAUAUUACAGAAUAUAACUUAAAUGAAAAAUUUUAUAAACAUACAAAAGAACUUAGUCCAUAUCAUGUAUUAUCAUAUAUUAAAGGCCUUAUACUUAUUGGUGAGCUUUCUCAUUUAAAGGCAGCUAUAAUACAACUUUUGUCUUUUAAUAAUAUUGCUGUAUUUAAAGAAACACUUGAUGUUAUUACCGAAGAUGAACUUAAAAACAUGUUUAAGAAGCAAGUUUUGAUAAAAUUCCCAUUAGCUACGGGGUUUAAUUAA
Messenger RNA from Pneumocystis jirovecii RU7, 2451 nucleotides. RefSeq lists its product as uncharacterized. Gene Ontology annotation, cellular component: NatA complex; cytoplasm. Gene Ontology annotation, biological process: N-terminal peptidyl-methionine acetylation. The transcript is spliced from 12 exons. Gene Ontology annotation, molecular function: protein-N-terminal amino-acid acetyltransferase activity; protein binding. NCBI's taxonomy places the organism in Eukaryota, Fungi, Ascomycota, Pneumocystomycetes, Pneumocystales, Pneumocystaceae. The coding region runs from base 1 to 2451 and encodes 816 amino acids. The record is from RefSeq and is a predicted model, not a curated record.